CAGUAGUUCUUCCUCGGUCUUGGUGAGGUGAUGACAAAGGCAAGAACAAAACAAGCGUCACAAUGGCAGUGUUGUGCUGUGCCACUCCAAUCCCACCUCUCCAUCCCCCCUCACCAAAGCACAGCACAGGGCUAGAAAAGAAAAAGGAGAAGACCAAAAGAAAGGGAAAAACUUGAAAAAAGAAAAGAGCUCAAAAGAAAGCAACCAGGCAGGCCUCCUCCUCCCCUUUUCUCCCCUCCCAAUUCACACAAGAUUCACUCACCAGUUGAUUCUUUAGUGCCCACCCUCAUUCCCCUCUCUGAUCCAAGCCUUUCACUCAAAGCUUCCAGCUUUUCCAAUUGUUUGGUCACUUCAAGAAUCAAGGAAUAUGUUCUUGCUCUUUCGGCGAUAGUCUGAUCCAUCCAUCUGUCCAGGCCUCUCUCUUUCCCUGGCAUUUUGCUGUGCCUGGGCUCUGUGCGUGGUCACUGCAAGGAAAGGAUUUUGGGCUGUUUUUUCUGUUCUCGGGAUCCAAAUUUUGGGCAAGAUCUUCGGUUGAAGGUUCCUUUCUUUCCUGUUAUUGGCUCCUGUUGUUCCCUCCAAGUCCUAGGCAAGAAUUUGGAGGCCAUGAGGGUCCCUUGCGAUCGAUUCUGGUUGAUUUCUCGGGCUGUUGGAUUUAAGAUGCCUAUUUGACCCACCUCUGCUUCGCUUGAGAAAUUUCGCGCAUUUUUGCGAAAUUUGCUUCAAAAAAUUCGGGGUUGUUGAGCUAGAGACUCCUGUUCUUGAUCCGGUCCAUGGGUCUCUGCCAUGGCAAGCCGACGCAAAUCCCGGAGCCCAAGGCGGAAGAGGAUCCUCAUGUAGCCUCCGGUGCCGGGAACGGCGCCUCCUCGCCGUCGCCGGCGCCCGCGGCGAAGCCGGGCACGCCGAAGCAGCCCAAGUUCCCGUUCUACCUGCCGAGCCCGCUCCCGCCAUCGAGCUAUAAGGGCUCGCCGGCGAACUCGAGCGUGGCGUCCACGCCGGCGCGCGGCGGGUUCAAGCGGCCGUUCCAGCCGCCGUCGCCGGCAAAGCACAUCCGCGCGCUCCUGGCGCGGCGGCACGGCUCGGUGAAGCCCAACGAGGCGUCCAUCCCCGAGGGUGGCGAGCCAGAGCUGGGCCUGGACAAGAGCUUCGGCUUCUCGAAGCAUUUUUUCGCCAAGUACGAGCUCGGCGAAGAGGUCGGCCGCGGCCACUUUGGCUACACCUGCUCCGCCAAGGCCAAGAAGGGCGAGCACAAGGGCCAGGACGUCGCCGUCAAGGUCAUCCCCAAGGCCAAGAUGACAACUGCUAUUGCAAUUGAAGAUGUGAGAAGAGAAGUGAGAAUAUUGAGUUCUCUGUCAGGCCACAACAACCUAGUGCAGUUCUAUGAUGCUUUUGAGGAUGAAGAUAAUGUGUAUAUAGUUAUGGAAUUAUGCAAAGGAGGCGAACUGCUGGAUAGGAUAUUGGCGAGAGGUGGAAAGUAUUCCGAAGAGGAUGCAAAGGUCAUUAUGGUACAAAUUUUGAGUGUUGUAUCAUUUUGCCAUCUUCAAGGCGUUGUUCAUCGUGAUCUGAAACCAGAGAAUUUUCUUUUCACCUCAAAGGACGAAAACUCUCCCUUGAAGGUCAUAGAUUUUGGCUUGUCCGACUUUGUGAAACCAGAUGAAAGACUCAAUGACAUUGUCGGAAGUGCUUACUAUGUUGCUCCGGAGGUGCUCCAUAGAUCUUAUGGCGCCGAGGCAGAUAUGUGGAGCAUUGGAGUAAUUGUCUACAUCUUGCUUUGUGGGAGCCGGCCUUUCUGGGCGCGCACGGAGUCAGGAAUCUUUCGAGCUGUAUUGAAGGCAGAGCCAAGUUUUGAUGAGGCUCCAUGGCCCACUCUCACUGCCGAAGCUAAAGACUUUGUAAAAAGGCUUCUUAAUAAGGAUUACCGCAAGAGAAUGACUGCUGCACAAGCUCUCAGUCAUCCGUGGAUCCGUAAUGCUCAGCAAGUGAAGGUUCCUUUAGAUAUGAUAAUCUAUAAGCUUAUGAGAGCUUACAUCAGUUCGUCUUCACUGCGGAAGUCUGCUUUGAGGGCCCUAGCCAAGACAUUGACAACAAAUCAACUCUUUUAUGUAAGGGGGCAGUUUGAAUUGUUGGGUCCAAACAAGAAUGGUUAUAUCUCCUUGCAAAAUUUGAAAUCGGCGUUGGUGAAAAAUUCCACCGAUGCGAUGAAGGACUCUAGGGUUGUUGAUUUUGUAAACACGGUGUGCACACUUCAGUACAGAAAAUUGGAUUUUGAAGAGUUUGCUGCUUCUGCCAUCAGCGUUUAUCAGAUGGAAGCUUUGGAUACCUGGGAACAGCACGCUAGGCGUGCAUACGAACUGUUUGAUAAGGAAGGCAACCGACCUAUUGUUAUCGAAGAACUUGCAUCGGAACUCGGACUUGGCCCAUCAGUGCCUCUCCACGUUGUUCUCCAAGAUUGGAUCAGACACGCUGACGGGAAGCUCAGUUUCCUCGGAUUCAUAAAACUUUUGCAUGGGGUUUCUUCACGCUCGAUCCCAAAAACCUGAUAUAAAUCAUUAUUUGCAUCCAUCAACCGAGGAGAUAACAGAUAACUGAUCACUAAGCUAAUCUCUGGCUGGUGUGUUUGUGUGUUUCUGUUCGAGGUGGCUGGAGGAUGACUGCCUGAAACCAAACAAAACGAACAGAAGUGUUUGAUAGUCUUGUGUAAGAGGUAAAAAGCUCAUGUUUGAUAGUCUUAUGCCUAAUACUUCCGCCCCUUGCCACGUGGAUUGAUGUUGUACUGAGCUGUGUAGACGAGUGUACAGAUGAGGAUAGGAAAAAAGAAUAUGGAAGGGCUAAAGAUUUGAGACUGCUGUUUGCCAAUGUCAAUGCCUGCAUUUUAGCUGUA
Phragmites australis (common reed) is the source of this 2878-nucleotide messenger RNA. RefSeq names its product calcium/calmodulin-dependent serine/threonine-protein kinase 1-like. The transcript is spliced from 11 exons. The record is from RefSeq and is a predicted model, not a curated record. Gene Ontology annotation, molecular function: calcium-dependent protein serine/threonine kinase activity; calmodulin binding; ATP binding. The coding region runs from base 771 to 2537 and encodes 588 amino acids. Gene Ontology annotation, cellular component: cytoplasm; nucleus. Gene Ontology annotation, biological process: peptidyl-serine phosphorylation; protein autophosphorylation; intracellular signal transduction. Lineage: Eukaryota; Viridiplantae; Streptophyta; Magnoliopsida; Poales; Poaceae.